Corythoichthys intestinalis (scribbled pipefish) is the source of this 3557-nucleotide messenger RNA. Its product is annotated as gastrula zinc finger protein XlCGF52.1-like. The record is from RefSeq and is a predicted model, not a curated record. The coding region runs from base 159 to 1457 and encodes 432 amino acids. Gene Ontology annotation, molecular function: DNA-binding transcription factor activity, RNA polymerase II-specific. NCBI's taxonomy places the organism in Eukaryota, Metazoa, Chordata, Actinopteri, Syngnathiformes, Syngnathidae. The transcript is spliced from 2 exons. Gene Ontology annotation, cellular component: nucleus. Gene Ontology annotation, biological process: regulation of transcription by RNA polymerase II.
ACCAUGAUUAAAAUAGAAGAAGAGAAAGGCGGAAGUUAGUUUAUUUCGUGCAAUGCGGAAUUUAGCAUAGCAGCGCACAGGUUUGUUUGGACUAAAACGUGGGACGAAGUUCAUUUUUAUUUUAUCUCCGAAGUCUUUGAACCGUCUAGAAGGAUAAAAUGUUGAAAGAGUUGGUAAGGGAGCGCCUCAUUGUGGCCGCCGACGAAAUCUUCGGCCUGUUUGAAAGAACGAUGGCAUCGUACGAGGAGCAACUUUCUCGGGCCAAAGAGGAGAGCGAACGACACCGGCGACAACUUCAAGCUGUUUGCAAGUGUCAAAUAGUCGUACGACUUGAAGAUGUCCAGAAGCUGAUCGCCGGUCAGGAAAAGCUUCUCCCUCAGCUGCAUUGGGGGGGCUCCAGUUCGGAGCAUCCACAGCUCCCCAUUGUUAUAAAUAAAGAGGAGGCUACAGAGCCCCUUACCAUCAAAGAGGAAGAUGUUAACAGAGAAGAGGACAGGGCUCUUGUCAGCAAGUUGUCUCUGUCCGGCGUAUCUGUGGAAAGGGACGACAAUGAGGAUGAACGCUCAAGUGGAGCCCAACCUGGACGACCACUGCAAGAAAAACGCUCGACUCCACGGUCAAACAGUGAUGACACUGACGAACCUGCGGAGAGUGGUGCAGAUGGCGAAAGUGAUGAAAAACAGUCUAAGUGCUCUCAAAAGGAAAAAACUCUUGCCAACGGGGACACUUCAAAAAAUUGGCAAAAACACCCAACUUGCUUACUUUGCGGCAAACGUUUUCCUUUCAAGUCUGAAUUGACAGUACACAUGAGAAGACACACAGGAGAAAAACCCUUCACUUGCUCAGUUUGCGCUAAAACAUUCUUCCAGAGAGCCAGGUUGGUAGAACACACAAGAGUACACACGGGAGAAAAACCCUUUAGUUGCUCUGAAUGCAGUAAAACAUUCUCGCAUAAAGGUAGUUUGGCAAUACACAAGGUGACGCACACUGGAGAAAAACCCUUUCGUUGCCAUGUUUGCUCUAAAACCUUCACUGCAAAAUCAAACUUGAAAGUACACAAGAGAAGGCACACAAAAGGAAAAACCUUUUGUUGCUCCAUUUGUGGUAAAACGUUCUUCCAAAAGGGAGGUCUGCAAUCGCACAUGACAACUCACACUGGAGAAAAACCCUUUAAUUGCUCAGUUUGUAGCAAAGCAUUCUCCCUAAAACAAUCCCUGGUGGUGCACAUGAGCACUCACACGAAAGAAAAACACUUUUGCUGCUCAGUUUGUGGUAAAUUAUUCUCUCAAAAGCCAGGGUUAACACUACACAUGAAAACACACACAGAAGAAAAACCCUUUAGCUGCCCCAUUUGCAGCAAAAAAUUUGUCCUAAAGCGAUACAUGACAGUACACGUGAAAAGACACAUGUGCGAAGACACGCUGGAGGAAAAUCCUUUCGUUGCUCAGAUCCAUUGAUAGCGGAGUAUUUUAUUAACCCUUUCAUGCAUGGAUUAGAUUUUUUUUUUGUUUGUUUGUUUUUUUUAGUUUUUGUUGCAUUCAUAUCGUAUAAGGCUCUCAAACUUCCGGUCAGGUUUUAGUUUGAGUGUUGCCCGCAUUUGUUUAACUGUUUUAUUGCUGUUUGAGGCUGUGCUCAGCAACGUUUUAAAUGUUAUCUGAUGACUCAGAUCAUUGAUUACUUAUAUGAUCGUUGCAGACAAAGAAAUAUUUAUUUGAAAAAUAUAUUUGAGGGAAUUUCUUGAGUGUUUUAACUCAUUGGUUGCCAUUGACUUGGGUAGACAUCCAAUCCAUAUGAACCGGGAUUGCGGGCAGCGAAUUUAUUCCCCAACCCCUCACCCCAAAAAAGAACAAAUAAUAGAAUACAGAUGUCAAAUGGAUUGGACAUCUGCCAUUGAUACAGAAAUUCUGUCUCUGUUUGACUAUCGAAAUAAGUGUCCAUUAUUUGUUGAAUGUUUUUGUUGAGUGUUUAUGAACUGGUGUUUUUCUGUGAAGCCCUUUGUGAUGAUUUAGUGAAAUAAAUAAAUGUGACUUCACUUUUUCUUGAUCCUAUUUUCAAAAAGCUAAUAUCAUUGGGAAGCUUGCUCGUUACAAAAGCAGAUUUUCAGAUUAUUUAUUUUGAAAAAAAGAUUGCUUGGUGAGCUUCACCAAAAGAUUUAUCGAGCCAGAUCAUUGUGUGUGACACCUUUUCCAAUAUGGCUACCAGCCUCGUGCCUGUACUGUUCUGAUGGUUGUGGUCUACAGUGGGAGAAAUAAGUAUUUAGUCAAUCACCAAUUGUACAUACAUAAACAUAAACAUGUCGUCGGUCCUGCCCUUCCAAUUUGAACCCGAGCGGAAUAUUAAUGGGAAGGACAGCCCUGUCGAUAUUUCACAAAACAAGCAGCAAAUGCAAACAUACAGUGGGGCAAAUAAGUAUUUAGUCAACCACUAAUUGUGUAAGUUCUACUUGAAAAGAUUAGAGAGGCCUGUAAUUGUCAACAUGGGUAAACCUCAACCAUGAGAGACAGAUUGUGGGAAAAAAAAACACAGAAAAUCACAUUGUUUGAUUUUUAAAGAAUGUAUUUAUAAAAUAAGUAUUUGGUCAAUACCAAAAAUUCAUCUCAAUACUUUGUUAUGUACCCUUUGUUGGGGAAUAACUGAGGCCAAACCUUUUCUGUAACUCUUCACGCUUCGCUUGGUGUUAAGAAAUUAGCUGUGGGAGCAAUUAUUAGAAAAUGGAAGACAUACAAGACCACUGAUAAUCUCCCUUGAUCUGGGACUCCAUGCAAGAUCUCACCCCGUGGCGUCAAAAUGAUAACAACGGUGGGCAAAAAUCCCAGAACCGCACGGGGGGACCUAGUGAAUGACCUACAGAGAAUUGGGACCACAGUAACAAAGGCUACUAUCAGUAACACAAUGCGCCACCAGGGACUCCAAUCCAGCACUGCCAGACGUGUCCCCCUGCUGAAGCCAGUACACGUCCAGGCCUGUCUGCGGUUCGCUAGAGAGCAUUUGGAUGAUCCAGAAGACUACUGGGAGAAUGUGUUAUGGUCAGAUGAAACCAAAAUAGAACUUUUUGGUAGAAACGCAAGUUCUCGUGUUUGGAGGAGAAAAAUACUGAAUUGCUUCAGAAGAACAUCAUACCCACUGUGAAGCAUGGGGGUGGAAACAUCAUGCUUUGGGGCUGUUUUUCUGCAAAGGGACCAGGACGACUGAUCUGUGUAAAGGAAAGAAUGAAUGGGGCCAUGUAUCGAGAGAUUUUGAGUGAAACUCUCCUUCCAUCAGCAAGGGCAUUGAAGAUGAGACGUGGCUGGGUCUUUCAGCAUGACAAUGAUCCCAAACACACAGCCAGGGCAACAAAGGAGUGGCUUCGUAAGACGCAUUUCAAGGUACUGGAGUGGCCUAGCCAGUCUCCAGAUCUCAACCCCAUCGAAAAUCUGUGGAGAGAGUUGAAAAUCUGUGUUGCCCAACGACAGUCCCAAAACAUCACUGCUCUGGAGGAGAUCUGCAUGGAGGAAUAGGCCAAAAUACCAGCAACAGUGUGUGAAAAGCUUGUGAAGAGUUACAGAAAACGUUUGGCC